This is a messenger RNA of Paramecium sonneborni, 1779 nucleotides long. NCBI's taxonomy places the organism in Eukaryota, Ciliophora, Oligohymenophorea, Peniculida, Parameciidae. The record is from the annotation of a GenBank genome assembly.
CCGCCUUAAUAAAAAUGGCAUUCUAAUAAUCUCUUCCAGAUAUAGAAAUAAUACCAGAUGGUGAAAAUAAAGAUUAAUCUUAUCUUUAGUAGUUAUUACAUAAUAGAACUCCAAAUAGGAUAGUUUAAGAAUAAGAGGAAAUGUUAAUAGAAGAAAAAUCACCUCCUGUAAAAAGAAAAUUGUUUUAAGAAAGAAAAUUAUAUAAAGGUGAAAGUGAUAUAGAAGAAGAGGUUGAAGAGAUUAAAUAAAUAGCAAAAUAAAAAAAUGACAAUCAAUCUGCAUUACCAGGAUAUUAAGUUCAUAAAGAUUAUACAGUUAUGCUUAAUAUGACAGAUAUUUCGUAUGGAGUUAAGGGUCAUAAUAAAUUCUAUUAAAUUUAAGUUUUAAAAAAAGAUGGUGAUUAUUUUUUAUUUACAAAAUGGGGAAGAGUAUGUAUAUAAUAUUAAAUAAUAGACUGGUGCAUAAAAUCCGUAAUAAGAAAUAAAGGAAAGUGAUUUAUUAACAGCUAUAAGAGGAUUUGAGAAGAAAUUUAGAGAUAAAACUCAUUGGGAUUGGAGAGAAAGAUCUGAAUUUAAAUAAUAACCUGGAAAAUAUUGUAUUGUUGAUGUAAUGGGAGGAGGUGGAGGUUCAAUAAAUAAUGAAAUAGAAAAAUUAAAUUAAAGAAAUGGUAGAAUAGCAGCUAGAAUAAAGAAUUUAUAAUCUUCUUUAGAUCCAGCAAUAUUUGAUUUAAUGAAUGAAAUUUGGGAUAUUUAAAGAAUGAAUAAAACACUUAAAGAAUUAAAUUUUGAUACAGAUAAAAAUCCAUUAGGUAGAUUAUCUGUUGAUGCAAUUAAAAAAGGAUUUAAAAUACUUAAUGAAAUUUAAUAAGCUUUAAGAGAAUGUAAAUAUAGUUUAUUAAUUGAUCUUUCUAAUGAAUUUUAUACAAAUAUUCCAUAAAAUUAUGGUAUGAAAUUGCCUCCAAAAAUAGAUAAUUAUGAUAUUUUGGGAUAAAAAAAUUAAUUAUUAACAGUUUUAUAAGAAUUAGAGUUAGCUAAUAGAUAUAUAAAUAGUACUCUAACUGAAAAUAGUGAUAUAAAUCCUUUAGAUUAAUUUUAUAAAUUACUCAAAACCAAUAUUAGAGUUUGUAAGGAUAUAGAUAUAAUAAAUAAGAUAGAACAUUCAAUAAAUAUAUCUCAUGGUCCUACUCAUGAUAAAUUUAAAUUAUAAGUAUUAAGAGUUUAUGAAAUAGAAAGAAAGAAUGAAAAAAUUAGAUUCUUUCCUUUUAAAUCAUUAGAAAAUAGAAAAUUAUUAUGGCAUGGUUCAAGAAUAACAAAUUUUGUAGGAAUAUUAUCAGAAGGAUUAAAAAUAGCACCUCCCGAAGCUCCAAGUACAGGUUAUAUGUUUGGGAAAGGAGUUUAUUUUGCUGAUAUUUGUUCUAAAUCAGCUGGGUAUUGUGCUUCUAAUAUUGAUAAUCCUUAUGGAUAUGUUUUAUUAUGUGAAGUUGCUUUAGGAAAUGUUUAUUAAAUAUAUAAAGCAAAAGAUCAUGUUAGACCUCCUCAAAAUUAUCAUAGUAUACAUGCUGUAGGUAGAAAUCAUGCUGAUCCUAAAACAAGAGAUAAAAUUAAGUAAAUUUGUAUUUAAUUAAAUAGUAAUCUAGAUUUUGAGUCUGGUAAAGUUAUACCAAAUGAAGACUUAAAAAUUCAUAAUAUUGAAUCUAGUCUUAUAUAUAAUGAAUAUGUUGUCUACGAUGUUGCUUAAGUUUAAAUUCAUUAUUUAGUAAAACUUAAAUUUAUUUUUUGA